Rhea pennata is the source of this 7048-nucleotide messenger RNA. RefSeq names its product myotubularin related protein 8 (gene MTMR8). The transcript is spliced from 14 exons. Gene Ontology annotation, cellular component: nuclear envelope; membrane; cytoplasm. Gene Ontology annotation, molecular function: phosphatidylinositol-3,5-bisphosphate phosphatase activity; phosphatidylinositol-3-phosphate phosphatase activity. The record is from RefSeq and is a predicted model, not a curated record. Lineage: Eukaryota; Metazoa; Chordata; Aves; Rheiformes; Rheidae. Gene Ontology annotation, biological process: phosphatidylinositol dephosphorylation. Bases 49 to 1941 code for a protein of 630 amino acids.
GCGCGGGGCGGAGCCGCGGCGCGCUGAGGCGAGGCGGGCGCUGCCGCCAUGGAGCACAUCACCACGCCGAAGGUUGAAAAUGUGAAAUUACUAGAUCGCUAUACAAAUAGGAAGGCAGCAAAUGGGACGUUAUACCUGACAGCUACUCAUCUUAUCUAUGUAGAUGCUUCUGCUGAAGUCAGAAAAGAAACAUGGAUUCUGCAUCACCAUAUUGCAGCUGUAGAAAAAUUGCCUCUGACCACAGCUGGAUGCCCACUCCUUAUUCACUGCAAGAACUUCCGCGUGGCACAUUUUGUUAUUGGGCAGGAACGUGACUGUCAUGAAGUGUAUACCUCAUUGCUUAAACUUUCACAACCAGUGAAGACUGAAGAUCUUUAUGCUUUCUCUUAUAAUCCUAAAAUGUCUAAAGGUAACCGGGAGAUUGGAUGGAAACUGAUUGAUUUAAAAGUAGAUUACCAGCAUAUGGGAAUCCCAAAUGACUAUUGGGAAAUAACGGAUGCUAAUAAAGACUAUGAGGUUUGCAACACGUACCCUCCAGAAAUAGUGGUGCCAAGAGCUGCUAAUAAGGCCACAGUGAUUGGGAGUUCAAAAUUCAGAAGCAGAGGGCGGAUUCCAGUGCUUUCCUACUUAUAUAAGGAAAACAAUGCUGCCAUAUGUCGUUGUAGCCAGCCUCUUUCUGGAUUCAGCGCGCGCUGCCUGGAGGAUGAACAAAUGUUGCAGGCAAUCAGAGAAGCCAACCCGGGGAGUCCGUUCAUGUAUGUUGUAGACACAAGGCCAAAGUUAAAUGCCAUGGCGAACCGAGCUGCUGGGAAGGGCUAUGAGAAUGAAGAUAAUUACGAUAACAUUUGCUUUAAAUUUAUUGGCAUAGAAAAUAUCCAUGUGAUGCGGAACAGCUUGCAGAAACUCCUGGAAGUGUGUGAAACAAAGUCUCCCUCAAUGAGCGACUUCCUCACUGGGUUGGAGAACUCAGGUUGGUUACGGCACAUUAAAGCUGUGAUGGAUGCAGGUGUCUUUCUUGCCAAGGCUGUGAAAGAUGAAAAGGCAAGCGUGUUAGUCCACUGCUCCGAUGGGUGGGAUCGCACAGCUCAGGUCUGCUCCCUGGCUAGCCUCCUUUUAGACUCAUUUUAUAGGACUUUUAAAGGCUUCAUGGUCCUAAUAGAGAAGGAGUGGAUUGCAAUGGGUCACAAGUUCUCACACAGGUGUGGCCACUUGGAUGGUGACCCUAAAGAGGUAUCUCCUGUCUUCACUCAAUUCAUUGAAUGUGUCUGGCAGCUCAUGCAGCAGUUUCCGUGUGCAUUUGAGUUUAAUGAGCGUUUCCUUCUUGAAAUCCAUGACCAUGUCUACUCUUGCCAGUUUGGCAACUUCCUUGGGACCUGUCAUAAGGAGCGUGAGGAUCUGAAAAUCUUUGAGAAGACCCAUUCUCUCUGGCCUUUCCUCUUACAGAAGAAGCAGGAAUUCAGAAAUCCUUUAUAUAGAGGAUUUACAGCUUACAAAGAGCUUCAACCAAACACACUACCUUUCAGUUUCCAGUUUUGGUGCGGGAUGUACAAUCGUUUUGACAAAGGAAUGCAUCCAAAACAGUGUGUAUUGGAUCAUCUCUUAACCUGCAUGAGCCAACAGACAAAACUAGAGGACAAUGCAUCAGAAUUGGAAAAUAAACUUCCUUUCCUUGAUGGUCCUUUACCUGCUGAAGCUUGUUCCUUAUCUAAAAUGGGAAGUGCUUCGUCAAAAACGCCGAUGCUGAACACUCCGCAGGAUUACGAAGGGGAACCACCUUCUGUGCUGACUAAUGGCACCGCAGUGGGAGAUACAGAUGUUAUGUCAGAUGUGGACCAAAAGAACAAAGAGAACCUGUCUAAGCAGCAGGACCUCCCCGAUCUUAAAGACACCCUUGGUGUUUUAGACUCUGAAGCUAAGGAUGGAAAGGCUCAGCCCCAUUGAUCAUCUCUGAAAACUGAGUUAAAUGAACCAUGUGCUUGUGGUAAGGCAUAUGAGAUCUGUGCCCCAGAGAGGGGUGUAGCACACGUAACCAUUUACAGCUAAGCGUUAGUAUAUGUGUUUGCAGGGGCUGUUCUCUUGCUGCAGAGAGCACGUUCUGCAUUUGGGUUGUUUAGCGUUACUGCAGUUGCAGUGAUGAUGCGUACAGAGGUGCCAAGAAGGCUGUCUUGACUUAGAGUGUAAACCGUAUUUUCCAGCUGAAACAUGAUAUGUGUUUAAGGUUUUCAACUGCCUACCAGUACUGGUGUUUCAAGUGAAAAGGCGUCUUGGCCAAUUAACGUGGAUGGAGGGUUAAGAGUUUGGCAGUGUUUAUAACUUCAGUUGGAAGACUGAAUUUAUUUUCAUUUUUUGUUUCCUAUACAUAUUUGUUAAGAAACAAACCCCCUUGUGCCUUUUCCUGGAGACCAUCUUAACCUCUAGCCAUGCAAUGUAGUAUUUUUAUUACUGUAGUGUGUAGCGUAGUGUUUGGUCGACUUUGUAGUCAGUAUUUUUAAACUGGGUUUUAUAUCCGCUGCCAACUUCCCCAAGGUGAUCCCCUGAGUUUAAUAGCUUCUUUCUAAGCCGACCUUUCAGAGAAUAAGCUUUUAUGGACUUUACUUACAGAUUUUGAGAGUGCAGCACAGAGACAGCCUGCAGCACAUGCAUUUCUGAUAGAAGGAGGAUUAGAAAUGCAAAAGUAUAGGAGGGCUAUUCAGAUCCAUAUGGAUUUUUUUUUUGCUCUUGUUUUAUGAUCUUGGCUAGAUAAAACAAGAGGAUAAUUUUUUGUUUAAGCUGGAAUUAGUGUGCAUUUCUCAGAUCCAUCAACGAGGCAGUAAUUAUAGAUAAGAUGUGUUCUGCUACAGAAAUACAGAAUAGAAGGAUUGCUUCGCACCACAUCUUGAGUGAUAAUAACAAAUGUUAUCUUGGAUGUUAAAACUACAUGAAACCUUAUAGAUGUUUUGUCCGUGCCAUCAAGACUUACCGAAAUGAACAAUAUUGCUCAUGGCGGUGAGCUUUAUAAUUUUGUGAAACGGGUGGCAAAAAGGUAAAUCUGGAUGCGGCUCGUUACUGGAACAGAGACAUGGACAUCUUAGCUUAUGGGUCUGGUUCCAUCUUGGACUCGCCUCCGUGCUUGUUACGCUACUUGGCUGCUUCAGAGAACGGCAGUCUCAGCUGGAGAUACAAGUGCUAAGCGUAAAAAGUAGUACGUUCCUCUUAUACAGAGCUCUUCUGAGGAGCCAAGGGCUUGUCUCCCCAGGCAGGCGGGUGGCUUGGCAGAGCUGUACCAAAGUGCCCGUUCUGGACAAGUUUCUCCUAGGUGUGUGUAAUUGCGCACAGAGCCCCUUCACGCAGUUUGGUUCGGUGUGCUUUUCAGCUUUCGUUGGCUCAUGUUGUUUAUAUUAGUUGUUGCCAUCUGGCCUUCAGACCAGUUUUUCAGUUUAUAAAAUUUUGAAUCAAACUGAAAAUAUUCUCUGAGUAAACCUCUCCCCUCAAAAAAACCUUAAUAAAAAGUGGAAGUACUCCACUACAGUAUUGUAAAACAGUAUAGCCGUUGUUCGUAUGCUGGUAAUCUAAGGUGACUCAACCAGGUUAGUUUCAGUGUUCAAGAUGAACAAAGUAGAAAAGCAUAUGCUCUUAUUAAGCAUAUCAAAAAACCCAUUUAAAAAGGGCGAUACCAGGGAACAGGCAGUUUCUUUGUUGCCUGGAAUGGCAGUGAGAAACUUUUUUUUUAGUGUUGUAGGUUUUAAAAACUCAAGUAAUAUUUAAGUCAGCUUAAAAAAUAGUCGUUUCUAAGGGACGAGUGAGAGACCUGCGGUUGAGCGAUUGCUUUAAAAACUAAGCAUGUAAAAUACUGAACCAGAUAUGCGUAAGCAGAAGAUAUUCAGGCUUUUUUUGUAUGGAUAUGUAUCAAAUACUGUGUCAUGCAAACGGCUGUGUUUUAUUUUGAAGAGUGCACCAAGGGGAUUGCACCCUAAGUCUUAAUCACGCUGCGUCAAAUACGUCAAAGAGUUCAAAGCUCUCCUCUAGAUUUCCACCAAAAGGUGUUGGGCAGAUUCUUGCCCUUUGCCUCUUUAUAGUGUAAAAGCUCAAUUUUGCAUACACUGUGCAUACACGCUCCUGGCUGCAUGUAUGGCUUUUUAAAUAGAGAAUUCUUAAAGGAAAUUCUUAAAGGAGAAUUUCAUAAAGGAAAACCAGUAUAGGCACUUUUUAGGACCCGUUAUUUUGAAAGUCACCAUUCUCUUAUGUGAUUUCUGGUGAGAAUUCGAGAUACAGAAUUAAAGACAAUUUUGACUGACUACUGAAGGAUUUAGGCCUACUGUUUGUUAAUCUUUGUACAAGAAUAUUUUGCAAAAUGUUUCUAUAAAUGUUUACACACUGCCUUGUCUUUUGAAUUACCAUAGACUACCUUGGAAAAAGUGCAGUAAUCUUUGCUUGUUCCUGAAAAAAAAAACGUAACACUGACAUCUCCUCAAAUCUUUUAUUCUCAACUACAAUAUUACUUUCUGUAUAUUCAGCCCUGAAAAGAUUACUUUAUACACUGAAAAUAUUUAUGAGCUUUUAGUAAUCUUGCUGCUUUUGACUUCAGUAACAAAACAAUGCAUGACUUUAUACUUUGAAAUGUAAAACCUAGCCAUAAGAAAGGGUAAUGAGCUGUCAUCUUAAAGCUCUUGGAUAUAAUAUAUACAAACUUGGAAAAAGUCUAUGAUGUAUUUAUAGUCCUUCAGGCUGGUGCUGUAGAUUUAGGCAUCUGGAAAAGAUUUCAGGGUUUCCUGGAGUUCCAUGAGAUUAUUUGUUUGAAAACCAAUUAGCUAGAAGCUUUUUAGUUUGGAAGAUAACUUUUUGUGUGUUUCGAGACCAAAAAAGAAAAGCUGUUUAAAGCAUUGUAGCGUGUCCUCAGGUCCCCCAUCAACCAGGACUGGCUUCCUCCUGCAGCUCCUAGGCUCUUGCAGAAAGCAUCUGUUGAGUUCCUUAGGGAGUGCCCUGCCUGCUGAUAGUGGUGAGUGACUUCAUUAUAUGGUCCCUAAAAAGUAUUUGAGGAAAUCGUAAACUGUUACAUAGGUAUUGUCUUAUGUAAGCGCUGUAUGGGGGGGGAAAAGUUACUGUAAUUUUAUUUAUUCCUAAUCGAACGUCCACGUGUUGCUGUCAUGAGUGCUCUUUUGUUGGGAGCUGUACACUGAACAACACAACUUGCUACUUGCUGUUUGGAUUCCUGUAACUCGGCGAACCGGAGAGGGAAGAGGGAUCCUCUUUGCUGUGGCAAAACUCUUCUGUUUCUCAAAGAGCUCUUGCUUUUACCGAGAUACUCCAGUGCCUUGACGCCUGGAUGUCGUCUCUCUCACUUGCUACAAGUAGGUGCGGCAUUGCAAUGGGAAAUGCCUAAAAUAGUCUGUGCUAAAGCUGCUGCUCUGAUGUAGAAGAGGGACUUGUAUAGCUCUAUUUCUCGGUAAAAUGUCUUAAAGUGAAUUUCAUAAUACUGUAUUCUUAACUUAUAUUUUGUUUUACAGUUGUCCAUGGUAGACAAAAUCAAACCAGUGCUUUACAGAAAAAAGGGAAUAUUCAGUUUGCCUGUAGAUGCUGCAGUUCUCAGCCCUCUUUUCUGGUAGAGGAAAAGGCUGUUUGUUUAAAAACGUGUAUGUACUAUACUCUUAGCUGUGUUCUAUUCCUCAUCUUAGCUAAUGCCUUUUAUUUAAGCGCUUAGAAGAAAUACUCUCCUGCUGUGUGGGUGCUUGCUGAUAGCUGAAGCUGCCUUGAGUAGGGUGAAGAAAAGAGAUUUGCUUGGAAGUAGCAGCUAAACUUGAGUUUGCCGGUGUCUGGGGGCCUGGUGAGAUUCACUGGGAGCAGAAGUACUUUGCAGGAUCUCUGUCUUGAGUGAGACCUGGUUGGGUUGCAGGUAGAAAUGUCCAAAUUUCUAUUUCCAAAUGCUCAGUGUCUACUGUUCCCACAGGAUUUAGUGAUCUUGGGCCCUGGUGGUCUCCCUGAAAGCACCUUUGCGUUUUGCACAAAUGAACCUGUAACACAUGCAGGUAAAGCAUUUAAAAGAGCUUUUGUGCCAGAUGUGGUUUCAGUUCAUGUUCAAGCAAAUCUGGUCUUUGGGUAGCUUUAGUGCCUGGCAGUUACCCAUCAAAGGAAUAACUUCUUGGCGCUACUCAGUAAUGAAUAUGCACAAGUGACCAAAAGAACUCAAAUUUAGUUGUUGUUUCUCUUUUUUCCCCCUCUGCAUUGAGUGCUGGCAUCAUUUUUUUUGUGUGGCCCUAACUGCAGUGCGGUUGCUGCAGCUGAGGUGAUCCCUUGUUUACAUUCUGUCCCUGUUGCACACGGGCACAUCCAGCGCCUGAAUUCUGCUGGGGGAAAAGUUUUUUUUUGUCCUGAAUGCAAUAGUUCUAAUUAAUACACAGCACUUGGUAUAGAUGAGCAACGUCUCGAACCAGGCGACGUUGGCGUCCACACUUUCCUGACUGUCUAGCACUAAGAGUAGCCAGGUCAGUGCCAAUUGCGGUCAGCGUGAUUUGUUAGGGUAAGUAUGAAAACAUGCAGCGCUUCUUCCCUUUGACGUCUUUGAAUUACAAAAACAGUGCAGAGGAGAGGGUAGGUUAAAGUGGUUGACCCCUUAUCUCUUCUUUUAACAUUUUAUCUGUGUGUGUAUGGCCCCGUGCGUGCAUCUGUAUUUAAUGUAGCAGCAUACUACUGGAAUAAUUUGUAGCACUGGAUCUAGUCAUAUGUAAGUGAGCACAAAUAUGUACCUUUCCUUAUCAUGCACAAGCUGAUCUUUGUUGGAAUUUACCUAAAAUUAUGUGCUAAAUGUUUUGCUGUUUCUGUAAGUCAGUUGCUAUUUUUGUCCUUGGUGUAAUUGUUGAGGGACAGUUCUGUAAAACUGUGUAUGGUUAAAUCCCCUACUAUUGAAUGCGCUGCGACGGCCGUUUACGUAUAACUCGUUAUAGUCAAUGCACUGCUUAAAAAAAAAAAGUACCGUAUUUGAAGGAGCACUGUGUCCUUUUACUCUAAAUGUGUUUGUCUCAUGAAGUUUCAUUUGUAUGACAGUUUAUUUUUAUUUCCUACAAAAAUAAAUACC